GAAAAGUAAAGAGAGAAUAGAAUAAACUCUUAAAGUACAAGGACCAAGAAGGGGGAGACACAUCAACUUCCCUUCUCCUCUUCCUUUGCUUACCUUCCAAUCUUAAGCUCCUCGUUUUCAUACUUUCUUUUUCUAAUCCCACUUGCUUUUCCCCUUCCAGCUCCCCUCUCUUUUCUUUUUCAGUCACAAGGUUUGUUUGUAAAUAUUCUGAUGAAAGCAUAUCAUGCAGGAACUGCUGCAAAUUUAGAGGUGUAUCAAGAUUGAAACAAGAAAACAAAAUGGGUUCUACUACUGGCAACCAAAAUCCUUGGGCUCCAUAUAGUACCUAUAGAGAUUGUUCACAGGGAAUCUGUAGCAUUUAUUGUCCACAACGGUGUUACAUCAUUUUCCCACCUCCACCUCCUUUUACUCUUGGUGAUGAUGAUUCUAAUACUGAUUUGUCUCCUCUUAUUAUAGCAGUUAUCGGUAUCCUGGCAAGUGCUUUCAUCUUGGUGACAUACUAUACUCUCAUAUCCAAGUAUUGUAGGCGGCGGGGCCAGGGCGAUGGAGCCACUGAUUUGAAUGAAAACCAUGAUCAGAUGGCUAGUGAAGCAUGGCAAGGUAUCCCUGCUGGUGGAUUAGAUGAGGCACUUGUAAAGUCUAUCACAGUAUGCAAGUACAAGAAAGGUGAUGGUUUCGUUGAAGGCACAGAGUGCUCAGUUUGUCUGAGUGAGUUUCAAGAAAAUGAGAGCUUAAGGCUCUUGCCGAAGUGUAGCCAUGCAUUUCAUCUCCCUUGCAUUGAUACAUGGCUCAAAUCUCAUGCAAGUUGUCCUCUAUGCCGUGCCAAUAUUGCUCCCGCUAAUAUCUUGCCCAGUGAAGCACCAGCUGUACCUGAGCCAGUCCAAGAAAAUCUGCCAAGAACUAAUGUUUCAACACUUCAAUACCAGCAUGGGACUAAUGAUGCUGUUUUAAUGAUUCAAGAUUUAGAAGGGAGUACUUUUCGGCAAGAGGGCGUCGUUAGUCUUGUUAUCGGUGAUGAUACUCCCAAGACUCCGGUUAAUCAAGAUCUUGAAAGUUCGCAGACUGGUACGGAAUUACAAAUUAGCGAUCCGAUCCAACCACUUAGAAGGUCUGUUUCAUCGAGUUUUUCUCAAAACCACACAUCUAUUGCUGAUAUAUUACGCACUAGUGAAGAUGAUGAUGAGGGUAGUGAUGAUUACCGGAAGAAUGGAGGAGGUGGGAUCUUGGGUUUAGUUAGAAGUCCAUUUGGAAUGAAGAGAUCCAUUUCUACAGGAAGAUUUACGUUCACAAGCUAUGAGAAAGGUAGGAGUUCUAUGAUUCCCAUUUGAGCAUACAGUUUUCUCCUGAUGUACAGACGACAUACCAUCAAUUUCAUUUCUUCUCUGUAACUAGUUAAUUAAAACUCAUCAGUAUAGAGAUCUUGUGUUAAUUCAAAAUUUGGCAGUACUUGAGAUGAAUUUGCAGUUUGAUCCCGCCAUUAGUUAGUUUUGAUCAAUUAAUGGAGUUUGUGUUCUUGAAA
Populus trichocarpa (black cottonwood) is the source of this 1519-nucleotide messenger RNA. Its product is annotated as RING-H2 finger protein ATL52. The transcript has a single exon. Gene Ontology annotation, biological process: protein ubiquitination. Bases 279 to 1328 code for a protein of 349 amino acids. The record is from RefSeq and is a predicted model, not a curated record. Lineage: Eukaryota; Viridiplantae; Streptophyta; Magnoliopsida; Malpighiales; Salicaceae. Gene Ontology annotation, molecular function: transferase activity.